Chara braunii is the source of this 985-nucleotide messenger RNA. Lineage: Eukaryota; Viridiplantae; Streptophyta; Charophyceae; Charales; Characeae. The record is from the annotation of a GenBank genome assembly.
CGGAAGUGCGGGGUGAGCCGUAAGACCGGGGAAAGCAGCGGAGGGGCCGGAAGGAGGAGGAGCCACCAAUCAAUCAGUCAAUCAGUCAAUCAAUCAAUCAAUCAAUCAAUCAAUCAAUCAAUCAAUCAAUCAAUCAACAAAUCAACCAAUCAAUCAAUCAAUCAAUAAAGGAGAUGGCCAGAACGGAGGUGAGCGGGCGUAGAGGAGGUGGCCGCGUAGACCGCAGAUGGGCGGAGGUGGGCGGAGGUGGGCGGAGGUGGGCAGGUGGAGCGAAGGUCGGCGGAGGUGGGCGAAGGUUGGCGGAGGUGGGCGAAGGCGGGCGGAGGGGAUUGGGAAUGGGAUCGGGAAGCGGAAGCGGAGGUAGCAAAGUUGCCACGUGGCGAUCUAGCCACAGGCCGAAGCGGAGGGGGAGGUGGCGAACUUGCCACAGGCCGAAGCGGAGAGCAGAAGCGGAAGUGGCGAGAAGAGGAGCCCGAAGCGGAGAGCAGCGGGGCCCGAAGCCGAAGCGGGGACAAACGGGGAGAAGCAACGACAACCGGGGAGAACCGGGGAGAAGCGGAAGUGGCGAGAAGUGGAAGCGGGAGGCGGAGGUGGCGAUCUUGCCACGUGGCCAUCUUGUCACGUGGGAGGGGGGGGUGGCGAGCUUGCCACUUGGAGAACUUGUGAUUGCCACGUGACGAUCUUGUCACGUGGGAGGGGGAGGUGGCGAGCUUCGUCAGGUGGGGUCCGAUUGGCAUUGCAGUUAGUCGGGUCCACUCGUGAUUGCGGUUGCGUCAGCAUGUGUGUGUGUGCGCGCAAGACAGCUAUGGCGUAUCUUAGAGAAUGGCGCGACAACUAUGAUUGCAGUCGCGUCAGCAUGUGUGUGUGUGCGCGCAAGAAAAAUGAGUGAUUCAGAUCUCUCUCCCUCUCUCAAUCAAUCAAUCAAUCAGCAAAGGGGGGGGAAGGGGGAGGCAUCGAAAUCAAUCAAUCAAUCAACCAUUCAAUC